Messenger RNA from Acanthoscelides obtectus, 1518 nucleotides. NCBI's taxonomy places the organism in Eukaryota, Metazoa, Arthropoda, Insecta, Coleoptera, Chrysomelidae. The record is from the annotation of a GenBank genome assembly.
GAAAAAAUAUAAAUUUGAUGAUAAUGCUGAUGUAUUGAUAGAUUUUGUUCCCAGAAAGUGAAUAGAUUAAUGCAUUGAUGAUUGAUGAGUGCUUCAAAAUUUGUAUAUAAUACAAUCAGUUCCUUAAGAUCCACUAGUACAAAUAACAUCAAGUUCGAUAAGCCUUUCCAAAAAUCCGUACAACAUCGAAAUAUGUCUUUGAAAAUCACAUUCAUUCUUAUUUUUGCUAUGGUGGCAGUACGUAGUGAGAUUCCUGAGGCCUGAGAGUAUGGGGCGAGGGGCACAUCUCUAUAAUUCAGAUCUAGCAAUCCUAUAUAACUCCUCGAUUUCUUCUCAAUCGUUCCCGAUUUCAUAACAAACAUAAAAAAAGAUAACGCCCACGGAUCGAAAACAACAACCCAAUCUCAUAUUUUUCCAUUGACACGCGAUAGCGGGGUAUAAAAACCUCUAUCACGCACCCGGGUGCACAUUACCAAUCAGUACCCAAGAUGAAGUUCGUGAUCCUCCUGAGCCUUGUGGCGUUCUGCUACGCGGUGCCCUUCCCCAUGAAGAGCAUCGACUUCACCGAAGAUGGCAAGAUCGUCAUUACGGAACCAACUGGAAAAAGGGUCACCAUCUACAAGAGCUUGGGCCCUGCCGGCGGAAGGACCUUCCAGAUCCAGGUUGAGGGUCCCAACUUCCCUACCAAGUCUGUGCAAAUCGACGAGGACCCGCACAAGGUGUACAGUGCUGGCAAAGGGUCCACCGCCGUCCAUGAGGUCGAGAAGAGAGCCAGCAAACUGCCCACCAAGCCCCUUUCCCAAUCCGAACUUCUGGACGAGCUCCUGAAGGAAUUCCAGGGUGCUGUUACCGAUAAGGAGUACGAGAAGCUGUUGAGCAAAGUGUACAAGUUCGUCAAAACCGGAGACUUGGACCCCGUCGUCUAUGAAAUGCUCUUCGAAAUGAGUGUAACCCCUGUCAGCCCAGUCGACAAGAAACAACCAAACACAUCAGAAGUCUCUCCCUCUUCUCCAAUCUACCCAAUUUACAGGGAUUGGAUCAACUACAAGAUGAGCCUAGUCAACGACAAAAUCGCCUCCAAGAACCCCUACGAAACCCCCAUGUUUGGGUACAAGCAGCCUGGAUAUGACCAGGCCUACAACAGACCUGUAUAUGGAUACGACAGACCUGUCUACGGGUACGAAAGGCCCACUUACGGAUACUCUGGUGUCCAGUCAGCAUAUUCAGGUGUUCAUCCAGCUUCCGGAUACUCUGGUGCGCACCCAACUUAUGGAUAUUCAGGGGUACAGCCUGCACCUACCUAUGGAUACCCAGGAAUGUAUCCUGUCGGAAGGGUUCCAUACCAGGCACCAUACCACUACGGACCUUACUCACAGGACUACCAGAGGACGGGAUAUGAGGGUGUUGCCCCCCACCCAACAUACUACAACCGUCCUGCCACUACAACCUAUUAGUUUUAAAUACUCGUAUUUUGUAUAUGUGAUGUGAACUUUUCCAAUAAAGUUUUUUAAAAACAAA